Trichechus manatus latirostris (Florida manatee) is the source of this 1314-nucleotide messenger RNA. It is a transcript of the gene MAB21L4, whose product is annotated as mab-21 like 4. The transcript has 5 exons. NCBI's taxonomy places the organism in Eukaryota, Metazoa, Chordata, Mammalia, Sirenia, Trichechidae. The record is from RefSeq and is a predicted model, not a curated record. Bases 1 to 1314 code for a protein of 437 amino acids.
AUGGCCGUGCAGGUGCCCCUGUGGCACCACUACCUGCACGCGGUCCGGUCGCGAGCGGUGCCCCGAGCCCAGGACUUCCAGCGCGCGGAGGACGUGUUGCUCACGGUGCUGGAGCGCGUGCACGCCCUGGACCCCCGCUUCCUAGUCGACUACUCCCGCGACCUGGGGGCCUUCCAGUUUGCGCUGCGCUCCUCGGAAGAGCCCCUGGCCCUGGAGGUGCCCCUGGGGCUGGAUGCCGAGGCCCUCCUGAUUGAAGAACUGAGUGCCGCCGAGCCUGCGGAUGGCCCUGCCUGCUGCCGCCUGGGCGUCCCCAGAGAAGGCGCUGGCCUGGAGCGGUGGACGACAGACGACGUCUUCAGCGCCUCUGCGGAGAGCGGCGCCGACUGCCGAGGCCACAUCGUGCCCAGCAAGGUCCUGCGUGUCCUCAGGGACCUCCUGGUGGCCGCCACUGUGUACUGCAAGCACCACAGCCUCAUCACGCCAGGCUCGCUGAAUGCAUCCAGCCUUCGGGAGGAGGAGCUCCGCUUGUCGCUGCUGGUGUCCAGCGGCUGGAGGACAAUCCACUUCAACGUGGUGCCUGUGGUGAGGAGGAGGUGCAGGGUACCCACCUCGGAGGGGACCCCACUGGCGACUGGCUUCCCUGAAGGCAGCCUGGAGAGAAUCCUGGACCAAGGGGUGGACCUGGUGCCGGCCGGCGCCCAGCAUUGGAGGGCCUCCACUGACCACCUGCUGACGAGGCUGCUGGGCGCACUGGGCUCCCUCCCCGGCCACCGCCUGGACAGCCUCUCCAUCCUGGACCGGGUCAACCACGACAGCUGGCGGGACUGCGGCCGGAGUGCCGGCCUGGCCUUCAGCCACAUGAAGACGGUGCUGCUGUGGGCCUCCGUGCUCUUCCCAGCGCCUGCGGACUGGGCUGACCUGGAGGGCGCCGUGUACCGCCUGCUGGUGGUGCUACUCUGCUGCUUGGCCACCGGGAACCUGCCACACUUCCUGUGGCCAGGCCAGAACCUACUGCAGGCCAGCGGCCUGGACCUUGGCAGCCUGUACCAGCGUGUGGAGGGCUUCGCCAGCCAGCCCGAGGCGUCUCUGCGCAUCCACGUCACACACCUGGGCUGCAGCCCCCCGCCGCGCAUCGACAAUGGCAUCAAGGCCCUGCUGCAGCUGCCCGCCAGCGACCCGGCCUACUGGACCACCGCCUACUUCGACAUCCUGCUGGACAAGUUCCAGGUCUUCAACAUCCAGGAUAAGGACCGGAUCGCGGCCAUGCAGAGCAUCUUCCGGAAGACCAAGACCCUGUGCGGUGAGAAGAGCUGA